Molecule: messenger RNA, 447 nt
Organism: Paramecium tetraurelia
Lineage: Eukaryota; Ciliophora; Oligohymenophorea; Peniculida; Parameciidae
Exons: 2
Source: RefSeq, a predicted model, not a curated record
AUGAAAACUCCAGAAUUACCCUAUGCAUUCUUCACAGAAGAGCAAAAACAGUAUCUAGAUAUACUCGUUAAAUUUUCAGGUCGAACCUAACGCACUCGAUUGGUUUCGAGCCAAGCCAUACCAAGCAAAAAAUAUCAAUUCCUCAAAAAUAAUUUCAUUCUGAUGACAGCGGAUGAGCAAUACGAUUUUAAUUAAGCAGAUAAAGUGCUGUCAGAAUAGACUACUAUUGGUGCCCUAAUUGGGUUUGGCAUUUCAGCGAUAACGAUGCUUUACUUUGUCAAUUCUAGGCCUUUGCAUAAGAAACUUUAUGGAGAAAUGUCCACAAGUGGAAUCUUAGGUCUGAUGUUUGGCCUGUCAUUCUAUCAAUACCAUAAUUAUCAAUACAGGGAGAAAAUUCACUAGAUGUAUGUUAAAUUAUUGGCCACAAAAAAAUUAGGGAGAAUCUGA